Molecule: messenger RNA, 610 nt
Organism: Dermacentor silvarum
Lineage: Eukaryota; Metazoa; Arthropoda; Arachnida; Ixodida; Ixodidae
Exons: 3
Coding region: 64-594 (176 amino acids)
Source: RefSeq, a predicted model, not a curated record
GAACGGCUACGUGCAGUGGGCAUCCGCAAAAACACCAAGGAAGUGAAGAAAAAUAUACAGAACAUGGGCAACAAGUACAGGCUACUGACCAGGACUGGGACCAAGACUGGGUCUGGGGGAAUACCGCGGAAGUUUUAUUGGGACCUCCACCGUUUUCUUGGCUCCCUUCCAGCAAAUGAUUCCAGCCUGAGGGAAGAAAGUGGCUGUAGUGCCAUUGAUGGUGCCUCUCCAGAGGAGCACUUCAAUGGCAUGGUGCACGGCGGAGUGGGCGAGUUACAGGAACUUGGAACAGAUUCACAGCUUCCUGAAGGAAGCUUAGACUCUUGUGAGUCGCAAGCCUCCCCACUGGAGUCCGCUGCUGAAAUAGUGCCUGAAGCUCCAACAACAACAGCUGCGGAGAAGAAAAGGCUGGCUGCUCCUGCAAAACUUCUGUCACAAUUGCUAGAUGAGCAACGUCAACUUCGCUGCUCAAUGGAGCGCCACAAAAGCGAAACUCUCGCUAUGCAGAGGGAGCGCCUCGAAAUAUUGAAGCGCAACGAAAUUCGGGAUGAAAAGCUGCUGGACAUCCUGCAGAAGAUGUACAAAGACAAAUAAAUUAUGCCUGACAUGA